UACCUGGGAUAUGUCAUUUCCCAUGGACACCUAGAAAUGGACCCUGUCAAGGUAGAAGGAAUCACAAAAUGGCCAGUACCCACUUGUAUCAAGGAAGUACAAUCCUUCCUUGGAUUUUGUAAUUUGUAUCACAGGUUCAUUCAAGAUUACUCAAAAGUAGCAUGA
Messenger RNA from Heterobasidion irregulare TC 32-1, 165 nucleotides. RefSeq lists its product as uncharacterized. The record is from RefSeq and is a predicted model, not a curated record. The transcript has a single exon. The annotation marks the transcript as partial. Lineage: Eukaryota; Fungi; Basidiomycota; Agaricomycetes; Russulales; Bondarzewiaceae.